AUGAUGGAGCUGCUGGUCCAGGUGGCCUCGACCUGCAAGGAGUGCCACAGGGUGUUCCUGGCUGCCCUCCAGAAGGUGCUGGUGGCAGGCAGCUACGAUGUGGACAAGAACAGCAAGAACAGCUGCUUCAAGAACUUGAUGAGCCAGGGGGUGCUGGUGCAGAGCAAUAGCACAAGCACCUUGGGCUCCUUCAGGGUCAGCAAGGACCAGGCCUCCACCCUGGAGGGCAAGAAAAAGGCAGUGGCCCAGAAGAAGCCUACAGCAGUGGCUAAGAGCAAGAAGGCCCCUGCUAAGAAGUCAAGGGAAGCCCUGAUGAUUUGGCAUAACAUUCGGUGUUUCAGCCGCCGCCGCUCCGGCCACCGCUCCCGCCGCUCUCGGACUUCUGAGCGAGCUUCUCUCCCGCACGCACCCACCUCCCAGCUGAUCGGCGGAAAAAGCAGCUGCCGGGAGGCAGGGUCCUUAGCGCGCUGCGCAUCCCACCGCCGACUCAAGCCUCUGUUGCCGCUUCCUUGUUGCCUGCUGGUUCUUCAUUGUGCCUGCGUCGCAGCGCUGCCUUCGCUCCUUGCCGCGGUGAAUCGCGGACCUCUUUGA
Molecule: messenger RNA, 591 nt
Organism: Zootoca vivipara (common lizard)
Lineage: Eukaryota; Metazoa; Chordata; Lepidosauria; Squamata; Lacertidae
Source: RefSeq, a predicted model, not a curated record